GGGCCGUGGACAGGGACGUCACUGGAACGAGCCAACGGUCGAGACUACCAAGAAAAAAGAGAGAGUGCUGACUCACUGCACUCACGGUCACGGACUAGUUUGGGGAAUAGCAAGUUGCCCAGAGCACUGUGGCUACAAGCCAGCAAAGAAGUGGUUGAAGGACAAAAGUUUGAGGAAAGUCACGAUGUUUCAUAUUGUUGUCUUUGACAACACAAAUGAGGUUGAAGUUGUGCCUUCAGUCUGGAUAGAAAAUGGAGAGUGUAUGUGGCCUCCAAAUAAAAUUGAUGUGGCAAAAGCUGUAAAAUCUCAAGAAUGUCCUGGAGAUGGAUGGAUGCCCCAUAAGGCCAGAAUUAUCUUCACAUCACAUGACUACAAUGAAGCAAGGCUUAAACUACCUCAGGCUGUCGAUCACACUGACCUUGGAAGUGACGGAGGGGACUUGCCAAUUAAAUUUAAAAGAAAAAGAAUACGCAAGAAUAUUCUUUUCCCUGGGGAAGACGAUGACGAGAUGGAAAGCACCCUGAAAGUCACAUUGCCCAAUGCUCCAAAGAUCCCUAGGCAGUACAAAACUCCUACAUUAAAGCCAGGGAAGCAAGGCCAGAACCUCCAGCCAAGUGGCAACAGCAGUCCUGACUUCCCGCCAAGUGGCAACAGCAGUCCUGACUUCCCGCCAAGUGGCAACAGCAGUCCUGACUUCCCACCAAGUGGCAACAGCAGUCCUGACUUCCCACCAAGUGGCAACAGCAGUCCUGAGCCAAGCCCAAGUCAGCACUCCUGUACUUCCAAGUUUCCUUCAAGCUGUCACACCAACACUGAGAACCGGACGCCGAGGCACGCCAGCACCGAGAGCCGCCGGACGCCGAGGCACGCCAGCACCGAGAGCCGCCGGACGCCGAGGCACGCCAGCACCGAGAGCCGCCGGACGCCGAGGCACGCCAGCACCGAGAGCCGCCGGACGCCGAGGCACGCCAGCACCGAGAGCCGCCGGUCGCCGAGGCACACCGAACGAUCUAUACUCCCAUCAAGGCACCCCGAGGCACACCAGACCAGGGAGCAGACAUCCAGUCUGCAAACUUCCCUUCUGCGUAGUAUAUUAACAAAACAGGAAAUGAUGAUGGACCAACUGCGCAUCAUCUUUAAGACCCUACAGGGUAUGAAAGCGACUGAUGAGGCAGAGAUAGGCCUGGAUCGAAAUUUGUUGCCCGUCAAAGACGUCAGUUCUCUUCAGAACCUGGAGGAACAACUGCAGAGUAUUCCUGACCUCCAGAAACAGUUGGUGAACACGCUGGCUCUCAAAGGGGGGACUGACAUUCGUGAGUGUGUUUGGAGGAUUAUGCACGCAAUGAUUACAAACUCCUUGGCGAAGAAUAUCAACAUGAGAGGAAUAAAUGGAAAGAUUGGCUUUCAGCGCCUACAGAUAAGAGAUGUUGUGAUUGCUGCUGUGAGGCGUAACCGUCUGACAUCUGGGGCCACGGACCAAGAAAUAGAUUCCACCAUCAAAAGAUGGCUUCAUCUGGCUCCGGAUAGGGAUGGUGGCAGGAGGGAGAGGAUGAGGAGAAAAGAGCGUGAAGAGAGCAGGACAGCAGUAAACAAUUUAAUGAACUGAAACAUGGCAUAGACAUGUGUGCAGAGUACAACGGGUUCAUGUACUGAAACAUAGCAUGGAUGUUCAGAAGUUGUUUUUUGUCAAGUGUUUCACAAGUUUACAAGUGCAAAACCGAACUGAAUUUCAGCUGGAACAGCGGGAGGCCAGGACUGUGUUUGUUAUCCUGGACGAAAGUUGUGUGCAGAGUACAACGGGUUCAUGGACUGAAACAUAGCAU
Micropterus salmoides (largemouth bass) is the source of this 1823-nucleotide messenger RNA. RefSeq names its product vacuolar protein sorting-associated protein VTA1 homolog. Lineage: Eukaryota; Metazoa; Chordata; Actinopteri; Centrarchiformes; Centrarchidae. The transcript has 8 exons. The record is from RefSeq and is a predicted model, not a curated record. The coding region runs from base 185 to 1606 and encodes 473 amino acids.